Galeopterus variegatus (Sunda flying lemur) is the source of this 2731-nucleotide messenger RNA. It is a transcript of the gene SLC44A2, whose product is annotated as solute carrier family 44 (choline transporter), member 2. Gene Ontology annotation, molecular function: choline transmembrane transporter activity. Lineage: Eukaryota; Metazoa; Chordata; Mammalia; Dermoptera; Cynocephalidae. The record is from RefSeq and is a predicted model, not a curated record. The transcript is spliced from 22 exons. The coding region runs from base 80 to 2194 and encodes 704 amino acids. Gene Ontology annotation, biological process: choline transport; transmembrane transport. Gene Ontology annotation, cellular component: membrane.
CGCUGCAGCCCGCGGAGCCUCCCGCCCGCCCGGGCUGGGGUCGCGCUGGCUCGGACUCCGCUCCCCGCCCGCCGCGGCCAUGGAGGACGAGCGGAAGGACGGAGCCUACGGAACUCCACAGAAGUACGACCCCACCUUCAAAGGACCCAUUUACAACAGGGGCUGCACGGAUGUCAUUUGCUGUGUGCUCCUCCUCCUGGCCAUUGUGGGCUACGUGGCUGUGGGUAUCAUAGCCUGGACCCAUGGGGACCCUCGAAAGGUGAUCUACCCCACCGACAGUCGAGGCGAGUUCUGCGGGCAGAAAGGCACAAAAAACGCGAACAAACCCUUCCUGUUUUAUUUCAAUAUUGUGAAGUGUGCCAGCCCCCUGGUCCUGCUGGAAUUCCAGUGUCCCACCCCCCAGAUCUGCGUGGAGAAAUGUCCUGAUCGCUACCUCACCUACCUGAAUGCUCGCGGCUCCCGGGACUUUGAGUACUAUAAGCAGUUCUGUGUUCCCGACUUCCAGACCAAUAAGGGUGUGGUCGAGGUGCUUCGGGAUGGUGACUGUCCUGCUGUCCUCAUUCCAAGCAAACCCUUGGCCCAGAGAUGCUUCCCAGCUAUCCACGCCCACAAGGGGGUCCUCAUGGUAGGCAAUGAGACGACAUAUGAAGAUGGGCACGGCUCUCGGAAAAACAUCACAGAGCUGGUGGAGGGCGCCAAGAAGGCCAAUGGGGUCCUGGAGGCACGGCAGCUGGCCAUGAGGAUAUUUGAAGAUUACACUGUCUCUUGGUACUGGAUUGUCAUAGGCCUGGUCAUCGCCAUGGUAUUGAGCCUCCUAUUCAUCAUCCUGCUCCGCUUCCUGGCUGGCAUUAUGGUCUGGGUGAUGAUCAUCAUGGUGAUUCUGGUGCUGGGCUACGGAAUAUUUCACUGCUACAUGGAGUAUGCCCGACUUCGUGGGGAGGCUGGCUCUGACAUCUCCCUGGUGGACCUUGGCUUCCAGACAGACCUCCGGGUGUACCUGCACUUACGGCAGACCUGGAUGGCCUUCAUGAUCAUUCUGAGUAUCCUCGAAGUGAUUAUUAUCCUGCUGCUUAUCUUUCUCCGGAAGAGAAUUCUCAUUGCCAUUGCGCUCAUCAAGGAAGCCAGCAGGGCUGUAGGAUACGUCAUGUGCUCCAUGCUGUACCCACUGGUCACCUUCUUUCUGCUGUGCCUUUGCAUUGCCUACUGGGCCAGCACUGCUGUCUUCCUGUCCACUUCCAACGAAGCCGUCUAUAAAAUCUUUGAUGAUGAAACCUGCCCUCUUGUUGGAAAAACCUGCAAACCUGAGAUCUUCCCUUCCUCCAAUGAAUCCCGCCUGUGCCCCAAAGCCCGCUGCCAGUUCGCCUUCUACGGCGGUGAGUCGGGCUACCACCAGGCGCUGCUGGGCCUGCAGAUCUUCAACGUCUUCAUGUUCUUUUGGCUGGCCAACUUCGUGCUGGCGCUGGGCCAGGUCACCCUAGCUGGGGCCUUCGCCUCCUAUUACUGGGCCCUGCGCAAGCCGGACGACCUGCCCGCCUUCCCGCUCUUCUCUGCCUUCAGCCGGGCACUCAGGUAUCACACAGGCUCCUUGGCCUUUGGCGCGCUCAUUCUGGCCAUCGUGCAGAUCAUCCGAGUGAUGCUCGAGUACUUGGACCAGCGCCUGAAAGCUGCGGAGAACAAAUUUGCCAAGUUCCUUAUGACCUGUCUCAAAUGCUGCUUCUGGUGCCUGGAGAAGUUUAUCAAAUUCCUCAAUAGGAAUGCCUACAUCAUGAUUGCCAUCUACGGCACUAACUUCUGCACCUCGGCCAGGAACGCUUUCUUCCUGCUCAUGAGAAACAUCAUCAGAGUGGCUGUCCUGGACAAAGUGACCGACUUCCUCUUCCUGUUAGGCAAACUUCUGAUUGUGGGUAGUGUGGGGAUCCUGGCUUUCUUCUUCUUCACCCACCGCAUCAGGAUCGUGCAGGAUACAGCACCGCCUCUCAACUAUUACUGGGUGCCUAUACUGACGGUGAUCGUCGGCUCCUACCUGAUUGCCCAUGGUUUCUUCAGCGUCUAUGGCAUGUGUGUGGACACACUGUUUCUCUGCUUCUUGGAGGAUCUCGAGAGAAACGAUGGCUCGGCCGAGAGGCCUUACUUCAUGUCUUCCAGUCUCAAGAAACUCUUGAACAAAACCAACAAGAAACUUGCAGAGUCAUAGAGCCCCCGCUCUCCCCACCUCUCGGGAAGCCUCACAGUGGGAGCUCCGUAGCUGGGUCUGUACCCCCAGCCCAUCGGGCUUACCCGAAGUCCUGUCACUGCCGCUCCCCUCCCCAUCCCCAUGAUCCAGUUACCACCAGUUUUUGAGGACCUGGAGAACCGGGGGUAUCUCCUCCCUAUGCCAAGGGGCACUCGGAGUUUUCAAGGCAGCCCCCCGAGACUGUGAAAUGAGUCACUGCAGCCCUCACUGGCCUGGAAGGGGAGAAAUCCGGUGGGAUGGGAGGUGGCCUGACCUGCAGUCUCUCGCGUGCUUCCUAUCCCCUUCUUACGAUGGGACUGAUAACAAGGACAGUGUUUAUGUCUGAAGGAGUGGCCAGCUGCAGGGACCUCCAGCUCCAAACUCCCCAUUCACUCCUGCCUGCUCUGGCCAGGACCAAACCUCUUCUCCAUGGUGGAAAAAUUGCCUCGAGGGCCACCAGAAGCAUUUCUUUUUUUUAACCUGGACAUGCAUUAAAGGGUCUAUUAGCUUUUUUUUCCA